Molecule: messenger RNA, 1097 nt
Organism: Equus quagga
Lineage: Eukaryota; Metazoa; Chordata; Mammalia; Perissodactyla; Equidae
Gene: DEXI
Product: Dexi homolog
Exons: 2
Coding region: 4-291 (95 amino acids)
Source: RefSeq, a predicted model, not a curated record
UGCAUGCCCGGCGCCCGGGUCGCGGCCCACCUGGACGCGCUGGGCCCCCUGGUCCCCUACGUGCCGCCGCCGCUGCUGCCCUCUAUGUUCUUCGUGGGCCUGUUCUUCGUCAACGUGCUGAUCCUAUACUACGCCUUCCUCAUGGAGUACAUCGUCCUCAACGUGGGCCUCGUCUUCCUGCCUGAGGACAUGGACCAGGCGCUCGUGGACCUCGGCGUGCUGUCUGACCCCGGCUCGGGCCUCUACGAUGCCGACUCGGAGCUCGACGUCUUCGAUGGUUACUUGGAGUAGGCUUGGCUGCCGGCCCCCCAUCCCCCGCCACGACCCGCAACCCUCCAUCCGGAACGGACACCCAGAUCAUGCCUCCGCUGCUGGUUGGAGGCACCGUCUGGCCAGGGAUGGAACCCCCAGGACGAGGCCCUCUCCAGUCUCCCAGGCCUGCCUGCUCCCCUCACAAGCUCCGUGCCAACAGAGAGGUUCCUGUCCAGACCCAGAACGGUGGGACGGAGACACUGAGACUGAGUGCCGGGCUGGGAAGGCGUCUGCCCCUACCCAAGGGGGACGGCUGGGGUGGCUGGAGACCCCACCCGCCCACAGCUCGCGCCGCCAGCCUCACCUUGGCUGCUGGCCUUUCGCCAUCACGAUGGAUGUUUACAGGAGCCCAGCCAGUCUGCCUCCCCGCUCUUCGCCCCCAGCCGCACCGCUUCCCCCACGUCACCUUCCCAGAGGACGCUUCACACUCGGGACACACACACGCAAGCGACUCCCAGCCCCGUCUGAAGCCACUGGGGCCCCAGCCUGGUUGGGUCUGGCCUGAGGCUGGUCCUAGACGCAGUGACUGUGGCAGGGAGUGACUCAGAGGAAAAGAAGCCCAGGAACGUGUCGGCCGAGGGCAGGGUUUCGACUCACUCCUUUCGAGUGGCUGGUUCUUCACCACGUGGCCAGAAGUGACUUCGCACCGGGAGAGGGCCACGUUGCUCCUCUGGCCGGAAAUAUUUUUGAAAAUGUGAGUGGUAUGAAUACUUGACUUCGACAGACCUGUAAAAGCAAUACUUAGGAGCCUGACUUAUUUCAAUUAAAAAAUGUAUGCAACUCCA